AUGGCCCCCACAAAGAAGGGUGGUGAGAAGAAGAAAGGCUGUUCUGCCAUCAGUGAAGUGGUGACAAGAGAGCACACCAUCAGCAUUCACAAGCACAUCCAUGGAGUGGGAUUUCAGAAGCGUGCGCCUCAAACACUCAAGGAGAUCCAGAAAUUUGCCAUGAAGGAGAUGGGAACACCAAAUGUUCACAUUGACACCAGGCUUAACAAAACCAUCUGGGUCAAAGGAAUAAGGAAUGUCUCAUACCACAUCCAUGUACAGUUGUCCAGAAAACUUAAUGAGGAUGAAGAUUCCCCAGACAAGCUGUAUGCACUGGUUACCUAUUUACCUGUCACCACUUUUAAAAAGCUACAAAUCUGCACUGCAAUCCCAGAGAGUACAGGUGUUGGUGAAUACCAUUGCAAAACCUAA
Elephantulus edwardii (Cape elephant shrew) is the source of this 411-nucleotide messenger RNA. RefSeq names its product 60S ribosomal protein L31-like. Gene Ontology annotation, biological process: cytoplasmic translation. The record is from RefSeq and is a predicted model, not a curated record. The transcript is spliced from 2 exons. Gene Ontology annotation, cellular component: ribosome; cytosolic large ribosomal subunit. Lineage: Eukaryota; Metazoa; Chordata; Mammalia; Macroscelidea; Macroscelididae. Bases 1 to 411 code for a protein of 136 amino acids. Gene Ontology annotation, molecular function: structural constituent of ribosome.